CCCGCACGUGUGGCGAAUUUUCAAGUCAUACAAGUGGACAACUUGGGUGACGUGGAGCCCGUGUGGCCGUUAGACAUGCACACGUGGGUAACCUGGCUCUGAUACCAUAAUAAAGUAAUCUGAAGUUUACAUCUAAAACCAAUUGACAAUGGAUGGAGUGACCCAAACCCUUAUAAAACCAUAUGCAAGGUCCCAUUUUUCCCAUGUGGGAUGUAUAUAUAAUCUCAACAGCUACACCUUGGAACCUGAUGAAGGCAAAAUGAACAACUAUCUGAUCAGAGCUGUGUUCAUGUGUGGAAACUAUGACUGCAAGGAUCAAAAACCAGUAUUUGAACUUUAUCUUGGUGUUAAUCCGUGGAUAACAGUGAAAGAUGCAUAUGUGGUCUAUGAGAUUAUACAUGGUCCCUUGAUAGAUAUUAUACAAGUGUGCCUUGUGAACAAUAAUACUGGAGUACCAUACAUUUCAGCAUCGGAACUUGGGAAUAUGGACAAUAUUAUUUACCAAAUUGGUGCUGGAGCAGCUGGAGCAUCUUUCGCCUUGAUUUCAAGAAUCAGCCUUGGUGGCUCCAAUACGACAAUCGGGAUUGGACUAUCUGCAUAAUUGUUGCAAGAAACCUAUUAAAUGGGAAUAUGCAAGCCGAGAUAGGCGAUUUGGGCUCUGCAAAGUUUUCACAACUGAAAAUGAAGCUCUCAUAUCUACUGAUGCAAAGUGUACUCAUAGU
This is a messenger RNA of Rosa chinensis, 722 nucleotides long. Its product is annotated as probable LRR receptor-like serine/threonine-protein kinase At4g29180. Bases 149 to 601 code for a protein of 150 amino acids. Lineage: Eukaryota; Viridiplantae; Streptophyta; Magnoliopsida; Rosales; Rosaceae. The transcript is spliced from 2 exons. The record is from RefSeq and is a predicted model, not a curated record.